AUGGUGAAUGAUAAACUAAAAGAUACCAUCCGUCCUGGUGCAAAAAUUACUGUAGAUGAAUCCAUGUUUGCCUGGUAUGGAAGAGGUGCGUAUUUCAAAGACGGGAUGCCAGCAGUUAUGAAAAUUAAAAGAAAACCAAAAGGAGUGGGUUGUGAAGUAAAAACAGCGUGUGAUAGUAAUACAAACAUUUUGAUGAGAUUGGAAAUUAAUGAGGGUGCUGAUACCCUCAUAUCGAUAUUCACAACCACAUCAGGCAGGACGGAUUGGCGUUAG
Messenger RNA from Parnassius apollo (apollo), 273 nucleotides. The record is from the annotation of a GenBank genome assembly. Lineage: Eukaryota; Metazoa; Arthropoda; Insecta; Lepidoptera; Papilionidae.